Messenger RNA from Macadamia integrifolia, 2357 nucleotides. Its product is annotated as cyclin-dependent kinase E-1-like. NCBI's taxonomy places the organism in Eukaryota, Viridiplantae, Streptophyta, Magnoliopsida, Proteales, Proteaceae. Gene Ontology annotation, biological process: protein phosphorylation. Gene Ontology annotation, molecular function: cyclin-dependent protein serine/threonine kinase activity; RNA polymerase II CTD heptapeptide repeat kinase activity; ATP binding. Gene Ontology annotation, cellular component: mediator complex; nucleus. The transcript has 16 exons. The coding region runs from base 87 to 1532 and encodes 481 amino acids. The record is from RefSeq and is a predicted model, not a curated record.
GUGGAACGAAUCAAUGGUGGGUGGAAGAAGCCAUCACGGGCGAAGGUAGCUGUAGGAACGGCAACGACAGCAGUAGCAGAGGCGGCAUGGCAGCCCCCAGUAACAACACCACCACCACCAAUACCACAAAUAACAGCAACAAUCACCACUCCAAUAAGCCUGCCUGGUUGCAGCAAUACGAGUUGAUCGGUAAGAUCGGCGAAGGCACCUAUGGCCUCGUCUUCCUUGCUCGAACUAAAUCUCAACCUAACCGAGGAAAAUUCAUUGCUAUCAAGAAAUUCAAGCAAUCCAAGGAUGGAGAUGGCGUCUCUCCCACCGCCAUCCGUGAAAUCAUGUUAUUGAGGGAGAUUAAUCAAGAGAAUGUUGUUAAGCUCGUUAAUGUUCACAUCAACCAUAACGAUAUGUCGCUUUAUCUUGCUUUCGAUUACGCCGAGUAUGACCUUUAUGAAAUUAUCAGACAUCAUAGAGAGAAGGCCAACCAUUCUAUCAAUCAGUACACAAUUAAGUCAAUACUCUGGCAGCUGCUCAAUGGGCUGAACUAUCUCCACAGUAGUUGGAUUAUUCAUCGGGAUCUAAAGCCAUCAAACAUUCUGGUAAUGGGUGAGGGAGAGGAACAAGGAUUGGUUAAAAUUGCUGAUUUUGGUCUUGCAAGAGUAUACCAAGCUCCCCUGAAGCCAUUAUCAGAAAAUGGGGUUGUGGUAACUAUUUGGUACCGUGCGCCUGAGCUGCUCCUUGGUGCCAAGCACUAUACAAGCGCUGUUGAUAUGUGGGCUGUUGGGUGCAUUUUUGCUGAGUUAUUGACUUUGAAGCCACUUUUUCAAGGACAAGAAGUGAAGGCCACUCCUAACCCUUUCCAGCUUGAUCAACUUGACAAGAUUUUUAAAGUAUUAGGCCAUCCCACACAAGAGAAGUGGCCAACGCUCGUGAAUCUUCCAUAUUGGCAAUCUGACCAGCAACAUAUCCAGGGGCAUAAAUAUGACAGUCCUGGUCUGUAUAGCAUAGUGCAUCUCCCUCAGAAAAGCCCGGCAUACGACCUCCUAUCGAAGAUGCUGGAAUACGAUCCUCGGAAACGUAUAACAGCAGCACAAGCUCUUGAGCAUGAGUACUUCCGGAUUGAUCCUCUACCAGGGCGCAAUGCACUGGUACCUUGCCAACCGGGGGAGAAAGUCGUGAAUUACCCUGUUCGUCCAGUGGACACUACUGUAGAUUUUGAGGGAACGACGAGCGUCCAAUCUUCUCAACAGGUAUCAUCUGGUAAUCCGGUUCCUGGGAGUGUAGUAACAGCUAGGUCUGCCCCUCGACAAAUGCCUAUGGUACCAGGCAUGCAAAGGAUGCCUGGUCCAGGCAUGGCGGCCUUCAAUCUUGCUUCUCAGGCUGGCAUGGGUGGGGCAAUGAACCCUGGCAGCAUCCAUAUGCAACGGGGUGCUGCUGCACAGGCUCAUCUGCAGCAGCAACAACAGCAGUUGAGAAGGAAAGAUCCUGGAAUGGGGAUGACAGGAUAUCCUCCACCCCAGAAACCAAGACGCUUUUAAGGGCAUACCUAGUACACGAGGCUCACGUAACUGUGGGGUCGGGGGAGGGUCAUGUAUGCAGCCUUAACCCCCACUUCGUGGAGAGGCAUUAUCUCGACUCAUACCCCCGACCUCUAUGUAGCAAAGGAUCAACAAAGGGAGAGACCCAGUCUUCAUUGGUUAGAAUAGAAACUAAGAGAAGCAAAUGCUUUAUUGGGAUGCUAUUGAAAUAAGUUGAUAGCAUAUUGAAAAUUGAAUUCAGGACACUUUCACUUAUGAUCAUUUUGGACUUUGUUAUGCUCUGACUUCUUGUCUGCUUGUUGAUCAUGGAGGAAUAAGUCUUGCCUUGCCACUACUUGGUGUAAAUUGUUCAUGCAGAAAUAGGUUGAAGUAGAAGAAAGUUACAGAGAUUAUUUCAGCAUACUAACUUAUUGGCUGGAUGCCAAGAACUGGUACUUGAAACCUGCUGGUCCAGUCAGUCAAGCAAUUCUUGGUUGUUGACAGACUAGAAGUUGAUAGAUACAUCAAAGCACACAGCUUUCAAUUCCUUCUGUGUGACAGUUUGACACCUCUUCGCAUGAACCUGGAGCGGCUGAGGCCUUGUAGCAUUCCACCAAUAGCAAGCAAGUUUGGUCUGUGUCCUAGAUUCCCUUCUUGUUGAUCUAUUCAAGUAUGGGAAGUGAUUAUAUUACUGUAUUAUCUUUGCUAGUUCGGCCAGCUAUGCUUAUUAUAGUGCUUACCCGUGAAGGGUAAAGCUUUGUUGGUAACAAUUGGCUGUAAUUUCAUAUGUCAAUUUGCUGAUAUUAAUCUGGUCACUCGAUCAAAUUUAGUGUGUUGAAAACAAUA